AUGAGAGCGCGCUGGCUGGGAAGGCGGUGCUGCCGCGGGCCAUGCCCGUCUCCGAACAUUUUCGCUGCUGUUUGUAAAUAAAGACGCUUAAAAAUACGGAAGCAAUCCCUGUGAGGAAUAAGACGGAUGCGAACGGUAGGGAGGGGGAAGAGAGUAGAAAAAACCCCAAAGUGAAGUUUCGUGGUCCGGCGGCUGGAGUUCGGCGUCACACGACGGCCAAGAUGGCGGCCAUGGCGGCGUUGGCCUCCUACGGCAGCGAGAGCGGCAGCGGCAGCGACGGCAGCGACCACUCGCCCAGCCACGAUGACCACUCGCCCAGCCACGAUGACCACUCGCCCAGCCACGAUGACCACUCGCCCAGCCACGAUGACCACUCGCCAAGCCACGAUGACCAUGCAGCCCCCCACGACCCCGACCCCGACCCCAGCCCCGACGCCCUGGCUCACCUGCAGCCCCUCGACGCCGCCAGCUCGCUGGCGCUGGCUCUCAACUCGGCGCCCGACGUCGCCGUGAAGGAAGAUGUGGAGGCAGGAAUUCACCUUGACCCACUUCAGAAGGAAGUCAUGUUCAACCCAUCGUAUGAAACAUUGUUUGCACCAGAGUUUGGUCCAGUGAACCCUUUCAAGACACAGCAGAUGGCUGCCCCCAGAAACAUGCUGUCUGGAUAUGCUGAACCUGCCCAUAUUAAUGACUUCAGGUUUGAGGAGCAAAGGAGAACAUUUCAUACCUAUGGGUACGCUUUGGAUCCAACUUUGGACCACGUUGAUGUUCCGGCAGGCGAGAGCUAUAUUGGUAGUGUUGAAGAUGCUGAGAAGAACCAAGGGCUUACAGUGUUUGAAUCUGGUAAAAAGAAAACAGAAAAGCGAAAGAAGUUAAAAGAAUCCGACCCUGCAAAUAUCGAGGGGUUUCAGGGACCUUGGGCAAAAUACAUUGAUGAAAAGGAUGUGGCCAAGCCUUCAGAGGAAGAACAGAAAGAACUCGAUGAGAUCAUAGCUAAAAGACAGAAGAAAGGCAAACAAGAAGAUGAGAAGCCUGCAGAAGAGAAAACAAUCCUUCACCUCAAAGAUAUGUACGACUAUCAAGGAAGAUCAUACCUGCACGUUCCCCAGGACAUCGGAGUCAAUUUACGGUCUGCUCAACCACCUGAGAAAUGUUAUCUUCCUAAGAAGCAAAUGCACGUUUGGUCUGGGCAUACUAAGGGCGUCAGCGCUAUUCGACUAUUUCCAGCAUCUGGUCACCUACUGUUGUCCUGUUCCAUGGACUGUAAAAUCAAGCUUUGGGAAGUUUACAAUGACCGUAGAUGUAUUCGGACGUUCAUUGGUCACAGUAAAGCUGUACGAGAUGUGUGCUUCAAUAAUGAUGGCAAACAGUUCCUCAGUGCUGCUUAUGACCGCUACCUGAAACUCUGGGAUACCGAGACAGGGAAAUGCUUGGCCAAGUUUUCUAAUCGAAAAGUCCCGUAUUGUGUCAAGUUUAACCCUGAUGAAGAUAAGCAGAAUCUGUUUGUGGCUGGAAUGUCCGAUAAGAAAAUUGUCCAGUGGGACAUUCGAUCUGGAGAGAUUGUGCAGGAGUAUGAUCGGCAUCUGGGAGCCGUCAACACCAUCACAUUUGUGGAUGAAAACAGGCGAUUUGUGAGCACAUCUGAUGACAAGAGCCUCCGAGUGUGGGAAUGGGACAUUCCCGUGGACUUCAAAUACAUCGCAGAGCCAAGUAUGCACUCCAUGCCUGCAGUAACAUUGUCACCCAAUGGAAAGUGGCUGGCAUGUCAAUCAAUGGAUAAUCAAAUUUUAAUCUUUGGAGCUCAAAACAGAUUCCGACUGAACAAGAAGAAGAUCUUUAAGGGCCACAUGGUGGCUGGUUAUGCCUGUCAGGUGGAUUUUUCUCCUGAUAUGAGCUACGUCGCUUCGGGUGACGCCGACGGCAAGCUGAACAUCUGGGACUGGAAGACGACCAAACUGUACAGCAGGAUCAAGGCCCACGACAAGGUGUGCAUCAGCGCCAUCUGGCACCCCCACGAAACCUCCAAAGUCAUCACGUGUGGCUGGGACGGCCAGAUCAAACUGUGGGACUGAAGCCACUUCCUGGAAUCUCCCCCGAUUUCCCUGGCACCAGCGCACCCUCGAGAAGCGGCCUUGAACUCCUGCGAUAAGUGCUUUUGCAGACACCUGCCUCGUGGCUAAAGCCGCUCACUCUCUCAAGAAAAAAACUGGGCUAGAAGCUUCGAGACUAGUGUUUUAUAAUUGAAUAGUCUUCAACAGCCAAAAAAAAACUUCAGUACUGUUUUAAAAUUACCCCGUUAUUUUGAAUUUGUGUUGCUCUGAGGAUGCAGAUUCAAAUUGGAAGGGGCAAGAUAAAGGAUGAUUUUGAACACAUGACUCUUCUAAAGUCGUUUGAUGUAAAGAACACAACUAUCAUGCAGUGUUUCUUUCGGGCCAAGGCAGUCAAAGAUUCCCCGGAGAAUUGCGGUAUCUUCAAAGAAUCUACUGUCCUUUUAAUGUCGAUUUAUUAUUCAACGCAGUUGCUGCUUGCGACUGACUAAAUGAACCUUGGGGGCACCAUUCCCUUGUAUUACAGCGCAGUGUGUUAUUAAAUGGAAAAUAGAUUAUGC
Molecule: messenger RNA, 2608 nt
Organism: Amblyraja radiata (thorny skate)
Lineage: Eukaryota; Metazoa; Chordata; Chondrichthyes; Rajiformes; Rajidae
Gene: cdc40
Product: cell division cycle 40 homolog (S. cerevisiae)
Exons: 15
Coding region: 222-2072 (616 amino acids)
Biological process (GO): mRNA splicing, via spliceosome
Cellular component (GO): catalytic step 2 spliceosome
Molecular function (GO): protein binding; mRNA binding
Source: RefSeq, a predicted model, not a curated record